GGUAAACUUGGUCCUCCUCCUUCCAGUCCCAGCUCCCAUGGCAUAAGUCCACGCGUGAAUGCUUUGCUGUCGUGACGUAUUAGAGCUGCCAUUCUGAAACAACCUUAGCUUCCUCAGACAAUUGUUUCUGAGGCCAAUCACCAAAGGUUGACCGCCGCACAAGCCGCCAUGUCGAAUCCACUCGAUCCGGCGAACCUCUUCUCAGUGAAAGGCCUUGUGGCCCUCGUCACCGGGGGAGGCACAGGAAUUGGCCUCAUGAUGGCCAAAGCCCUCGCCGAGGGCGGCGCAGCGCGCGUGUACAUAGUUGGGCGACGUGUGGAUGUACUGCAAGCCGCGGCGGCGAGCAUUGGCAAACCGACGGUGGUGGUGCCGCUGUACUGCGACGUGACGUCCAAAAUCAGCCUCGAGUCGAUAGUCUCGGUGAUCGCUAAAGACGUGGGCUACCUCAACCUGCUAGUGUGCAACGCCGGCAUCGGCGGGCCUCAGGUGCCCGCCCCGGAGCCGGGGGUCACGACCCUCGACGAGUGGCGCGACCGCCAGCUCGCCUUCGACCUCGACGAGUACACCGCCACGUUCAAGGUCAACGCCACGAGCGUGUGGUACACCACCAUGUCUAUGCUUAAGCUUCUGGACAACGGCAACAAGAAGGGCAACGUCGAGCAGAGCAGCCAGGUCGUCGUCACCAGCAGCAUUGCCGCUUAUAACAGGACGGCCCCCGGCGGCUGGGCGUACGGCCAGAGUAAGGCCGCCACCACCCACAUUGUGAAGCAGCUGAGCGUCGUGUUGCCGACGUGGAAUAUUCGUGCCAACUGUAUUACCCCUGGAUUAUUCCCGAGCGAGAUGUCAGCCCCGAUAGUACAGAACGCCGGCGGGUCCAUGACCGGCUCCGGGCUGAUCCCCCUCGAGAAGACCGUCGUCCCGCUGGGGCGUAUGGGAGACGAACAAGACAUGGGAGGCCAGAUCCUGUACCUCGCCUCGAGAGCAGGUGCCUACUGCAAUGGCAACAUAAUCGUAGUCGACGGAGGGAGACUUACCACCUUCCCGGGCACGGGCUACUGAGAGGUUGACGGGGAAAGGCAUCGGCCACUGGGAGACACCAAUCAUUAAAGAGGCGUUUUAAGACGAGCUGGAAAUAUCCAUUGCUAUGCAUACCUGCCCUGCCCUCCUGGGCGACAGUAGAAGGUUGGGGACCUGUGCCGUACAUCGAUAGAAAGGCUAAAAGGGAAAGGUCGUUACUAGGGCCAUGUUGAUGGCAUUCUGGGUGGUUAGCAAGCACAUAAAUAAGACCACGCCAAUUCAAAUCACAACAAGGCAAGUCAAAUCAGGAAGAUUUUCUCUGAAUUUUACGAACAAAGCAUGAUGAUCUAGUAAUGCCGAAGGUAAUGAUGAC
This is a messenger RNA of Phialemonium atrogriseum, 1390 nucleotides long. RefSeq lists its product as uncharacterized. The transcript is spliced from 5 exons. The record is from RefSeq and is a predicted model, not a curated record. NCBI's taxonomy places the organism in Eukaryota, Fungi, Ascomycota, Sordariomycetes, Cephalothecales, Cephalothecaceae. The coding region runs from base 169 to 1059 and encodes 296 amino acids. Gene Ontology annotation, molecular function: oxidoreductase activity.